AACUCUUCAUCUCGCGGCUGUCUGACUUCCUCCCAGCACAUUCCUGCACUGUGCCGCGUUCACACUGCCCCACAGACCCAGUCCUCCAAGCCUGCUGCCAGCCCCCUGCAAACUCCUCAGGUUGGCCUUGCCAUAGUGCCAGCAGGCAGCCUUGGGCUAGGGGUAGGGGACUCCCUACAGGCACGCAGCCCUGAGACCUCAGAGUGCCACCCUUUGAGGGUGGCCAGGUCCCCAGUGGCCAAUCUGAGUGCUGCCUCUGCCACCAGCCCUGCUGGCCCCUGGUUCCACUGGCCCCCCAGAUGCCUGGCUGAGACACCAGUGGCCUCAGCAGCCCACACCUCUUCCCAGCCCCUGAAGUUGGCACUGCAGCAGACAGCUCCCUGGGCACCAGGCAGCUAACAGACACAGCCGCCAGCCCGAACAGCAGCGGCAUGGGCAGCGCCAGCCCGGGUCUGAGCAGCGUGUCCCCUAGCCACCUCCUGCUGCCCCCCGACACAGUGUCGCGGACAGGCUUGGAGAAGGUGGCAGCGGGGGCAGUGGGUCUCGAGAGACGGGACUGGAGUCCCAGUCCACCCGCCACGCCCGAGCAGGGCCUGUCCGCCUUCUACCUCUCCUACUUUGACAUGCUGUACUCCGAGGACAGCAGCUGGGCAGCCAAGGCGCCUGGGGCCAGCAGUCGGGAGGAGCCGCCUGAGGAGCCUGAGCAGUGCCCGGUCAUUGACAGCCAAGCCCCAGGGGGCAGCCUGGACUUGGUGCCCGGCGGGCUGACCUUGGAGGAGCACUCACUGGAGCAGGUGCAGUCCAUGGUAGUGGGCGAAGUGCUCAAGGACAUCGAGACGGCCUGCAAGCUGCUCAACAUCACCGCAGGUCUUGGCUCAGAUGGCACCAUCCGCAUGAGGCCUUCCCUGACCCCUCCAUUAAAAUUGCUGCCCAUGAGCACAGGACAUGAUCCCGUGGACUGGAGUCCCGGCAAUGUGCAGAAGUGGCUCCUGUGGACAGAGCACCAAUACCGGCUGCCCCCCGUGGGCAAGGCGUUCCAGGAGCUGGCUGGCAAGGAGCUGUGCGCCAUGUCGGAGGAGCAGUUCCGCCAGCGCUCGCCCCUGGGCGGGGAUGUGCUGCACGCCCACCUGGACAUCUGGAAGUCAGCGGCCUGGAUGAAAGAGCGGACUUCACCUGGGGCGAUUCACUACUGCGCCUCGACCAGUGAGGAAAGCUGGACCGACAGCGAGGUGGACUCGUCAUGCUCCGGGCAGCCCAUCCACCUGUGGCAGUUCCUCAAGGAGCUGCUACUCAAGCCCCACAGCUAUGGCCGCUUCAUUAGGUGGCUCAACAAGGAGAAGGGCAUCUUCAAAAUUGAGGACUCAGCCCAGGUGGCCCGGCUGUGGGGCAUCCGCAAGAACCGUCCCGCCAUGAACUAUGACAAGCUAAGCCGCUCCAUCCGCCAGUAUUACAAGAAGGGCAUCAUCCGGAAGCCAGACAUCUCCCAGCGCCUCGUCUACCAGUUCGUGCACCCCAUCUGAGUGCCUGGCCCAGGGCCUGAAACCCGCCCUCAGGGGCCUCCCUCCUGCCUGCCCUGCCUCAGCCAGGCCCUGAGCUGGGGGGAAACGGGCAGCCUGCUCUGCUGCUCUGACCUUCCAGAGCCCAAGGUCAGGGAGGGGCGGCUGCUGCUCUCAGGGGGAUAUGGGCCCUCUGGGGCCUUCGGGACCCCAGGGCAGGGGUGCUUCCUCCUCAGGCCCAGCUGCUUCCCUGGAGGACAGAGGGAGCCAGGGCUGCUCCCCAACAAAGGACCCCUCCACCUGCCUCUGACCCCAGCAUUUCCAGAGCAGAGCCUACAGAAGGGCAGUGACUCGACCAAGGCCACAGGCAGUCCAGGGCUCUCUCUGCUCCAUCCCCCUGCCUCCCAAUCCGCACCACACCUGGCACGGUGCAGGGAGACAUCUGCACCCCUGAGUUGGGGAGCCAGGAGUGCCCCCAGGAAUGGAUAAUAAAGAUACUAGAGAACUGA
Messenger RNA from Rhinopithecus roxellana (golden snub-nosed monkey), 2005 nucleotides. RefSeq names its product SAM pointed domain containing ETS transcription factor (gene SPDEF). The transcript has 7 exons. Gene Ontology annotation, biological process: regulation of transcription by RNA polymerase II; cell differentiation. The record is from RefSeq and is a predicted model, not a curated record. The coding region runs from base 432 to 1520 and encodes 362 amino acids. Gene Ontology annotation, molecular function: sequence-specific DNA binding; DNA-binding transcription factor activity, RNA polymerase II-specific. Gene Ontology annotation, cellular component: nucleus. NCBI's taxonomy places the organism in Eukaryota, Metazoa, Chordata, Mammalia, Primates, Cercopithecidae.